Blepharisma stoltei is the source of this 582-nucleotide messenger RNA. The record is from the annotation of a GenBank genome assembly. NCBI's taxonomy places the organism in Eukaryota, Ciliophora, Heterotrichea, Heterotrichida, Blepharismidae.
AUGGAUAUUUCAGGGAAAAAUAUAUUAGUUUCAGCGUCUGGAUCAUGUGCAGCUGCUAAUUCGAUCCCAGUUGCGUGCGAGCUUAUGACAGAAGAAAAUUGUGUAGUCAAAAUAUUGCUAACAAAGAAUGCUGAACGAUUUUUCUUUAAAGAUUGAAAUGGAUGUGAAGUCAUAAGAGAUGAUGGAUCAGAGAAUUUUGGAGAGGACACUGAAUACGGUCCUGAAAAAUUAUAUGAAUGAGCAGAUGCACUUAUAAUUGCUCCUAUUGGUGCUAAUACAUUAGCAAAAAUUGCGAUUGGGAUGCAUGAUAACUUAUUGGUGAUUUAUAAAUAGACGAAAGUUGUGCAGCAAUUUAUUAAUGGAAAACCGUUGAUAUUAGCUCCAGCUAUGAAUCCUAUGAUGUUUUCAAACCCAUUUACUGCAGAGCAUAUCAAUAAAAUCAAAACAGUUUAUACAAAUUCUUAUUUUGUAGAUACCACAACAGGAAUUUAUGGCUCAGGAGAAACUGGAAUGGGUGGGCUUGCUGAUAGUUGGGAUAUAGUUACUGCUUGUAAAAGCAUGAUGCUAUCAUCAAAAAGCUAA